Durotheca rogersii is the source of this 791-nucleotide messenger RNA. RefSeq lists its product as uncharacterized. The record is from RefSeq and is a predicted model, not a curated record. NCBI's taxonomy places the organism in Eukaryota, Fungi, Ascomycota, Sordariomycetes, Xylariales, Xylariaceae. Bases 266 to 754 code for a protein of 162 amino acids. The transcript has a single exon.
CCCUUCUUCUCUCUUUCGCUUCCAGGAAGGCAGCUGGGCAGCCGGCGCUCGGCUCUCUGCUCGAGACCGAGCCACGAAGUGACCUGGUAGACAGACAGACAGAGAGGUUGGGUAAAGUAGGAGAUAGAGAGGCACAAGAUGGGGGGCGGACAGGCGGGGACCACCCAGAACCGGAGUGAAGCAAGUCUCUCCCGCCGGGCGGAAUCGGCGAAGGGCAGGCUCGUGGCGCGGCGUGGCGUGGCGUGACGAGCUUGCGGUGGGAGGAAUGCCACCAGUAUGGAGUGAAGAGGAGGUAUUCCCCCAGAGCUCUCCGGGAGUAGAUAAAGUGCCGACCGAUCGAUCCCGCGACGAAGGCAGACAGACAUAUGAACGAGCACGGACACAAUCACGCACGCAUGCCUACCACCUUUGGCAGUUUCUCGGUGUUCCUACCGUAGUCAUUAUUUUCAUUCCCCUACUAGCCCUCCCGUUUUCCCUACCCCUCAUCCGCGUGCUGCCUUUCUUUUCCUGCGGGUGUCUAUGUAGGGACUCGAGCUCCAUGGCCUGCUCUGCUCUGCUCCACGCGUCCACGCUCCAGUCGGUGCGGUUGCAGCGGAAUGCUAUCGUCAUAUCGUACCAUUCGCGAAGGCCCGCCUGCUCCUGCUCCUCCUUGUCUGCGGGCGGAAACAGGCACGGUGCGCAGCCCGUAACUACACAAAUAAGCAGCCACACGCACGCCAGUCUCUCUCCGCAGCUAAGACUGGCGCUUUUCUAACCCGGCGUCCCGCAAGGAAAACGCGCAAGGGCGCGCA